Molecule: messenger RNA, 1206 nt
Organism: Macrosiphum euphorbiae (potato aphid)
Lineage: Eukaryota; Metazoa; Arthropoda; Insecta; Hemiptera; Aphididae
Source: the annotation of a GenBank genome assembly
AUGACUUCUGUUUUUCAUAUAACAUUAAGCCCUGUUUUAUUUUUAUUGAAGUGUAUGGGUAUACUUGAUAUUUCUUAUACCAUGGAAUCAACUGGAUUAUUGGUUAAGAAUAUAAACUCUAGGUUUCCCGCAUUUUUAGAAAGAGCACGGAUGAUUGUGUUAUUGAUAUGCACUUAUAUUUAUUUCAAUCAAUAUGGGCCAGAAUUCUAUAUACUGCAAAUUAUAAAUAUUUUCAAAUUUUGGAGUGUAAUUAUCGCAGCCAGACUAUCCACAAUAUGGAUAAUCAAAUUUAUUAAUGGAAUUAUCGAGUUUGACCAAAAAAUUGAUCCACUUUCAUCACAUUUGUUGAUCCCUCAACGUUCAUGGAAAAAAAUACAAUGGAAUACAAUUUUUGUUUCAUUAUUUGCAUACUUUAUUGGAUUUAAAAUUUUACAGUUGCAUUUUGGUCCCUUGAAGACUAUAACUAUUGAAUUAUUGAUACACCAUGUAUUAUUCACUAUACCUUAUGCUAUGGAUUAUGUAGUUGUGAUAUCUUUGUGUUUCUUUCUUCAAAAUGUGUAUGUCAGAUUCCAAACGUUAAACGAUCUUUGGAAAUGUCUACCGGCCGACUUAGUCCCCUUCUCCGACCAAUGGACACACAUCGAAAUUGUUAUUUUAAUGGAAAACACGCGGCUGUUACACGCUGAACUGUGUGAUUUGUUAAAAAUGUUCACUCUAGGUUACGGUACAAUGCUUUUAAGUUUCUUCAUAUUCAGCUUUAACAAUAUGCUUUUCAGUGUUUAUGUAGUUCUAAACUCUUAUGAAUUAUCCGGCUCAAAUGCCAAUACAAAUGUAUUUAAAAACAUGUUAAUGCUGUCAAUCUACGCACAAUGUGUUACGUUUUUGAUGUCUAUUAUCACAUUCGUUUCAUUCAUAAACAAAAAGAGAUUGGAGAUGAUAUCAUAUCUACGAUUAUACCGAAUUUCAAUUUUACACUUGGACAUAAAGCGACAAAUUAAAAUGUUUAUGAAUCAAAUAUCAGUUUGCUAUUCGGACCAAAUUUCGGCAUUUGGAUUUUUUGAUAUCAAUUUAAAUCUCGUUACAUCUGUACUUGUAUUGUUGAUUAGUGGAACUAUAACAUUGAUACAAAUGAAAGAUCACCCUAUGAUAUUGAAACUAAACAAUGACACAUAUUCUUUUUUUCAAAAAUUGAGUAACAGAAAAUAA